GUGAUUUCCUUUUAUCCAAAAGAUGCAGUCAUCUCGAAAAGGCAAUGGCUUUCUUCACUUGGUUCUCUCGUGCCCGAUCGUCUUGUAAACCCAUCAAAUUCUUUCAAAACUCCUUCGUUCAGUCCAAUCACACUGCUCGAUCUCAAUUUCAAUCUCAAUCACGCAUUCUAGAGAACACCAUCAUAGUCAACUCGAACAACAGCAACAAACAAUCAUGGAGGACUUCUUUGCUUCCGAUUGUUUUCGCCGUCUCCGGCGGCUCACUUGCACUCCAGUUACAGAAAAACCCAUCACUAUGCGAUUCCCCUAAUCUCCAGGAAAGAAGUGGGCGUAUUGGGGGAAAAGAUAGCACGGAGCGUGUUGUGAAGGGUUCGUAUAAGCCAGUCCCACCCGAGCUCAUCACUGAACUCAAGGCCAUAUGUCAAGAUAACAUCACAUUUGAUUAUGACGAAAGAUAUUUCCAUGGGAAACCACAAUACAGCUUUCACAAGGCAGUCAAUAUCCCGGAUGUUGUUGUGUUUCCAAGGUCUGAAGAUGAAGUGUCUAAGAUUGUCCGAUCUUGUAACAAACACAAGGUCCCUAUUGUACCUUAUGGUGGAGCUACAUCAAUCGAGGGUCACACUUUAUCUCCUAAUGGAGGCGUCUGCAUUGACAUGACCUUAAUGAAAAAUGUUAAAGCAUUACAUGUUGAAGACAUGGAUGUUGUUGUUGAACCCGGGAUUGGAUGGAUGGAGCUUAAUGAAUAUUUAGCACCUUAUGGUCUAUUCUUCCCCCUCGACCCUGGACCUGGAGCAACCAUUGGAGGGAUGUGUGGGACACGUUGUUCUGGUUCUUUAGCUGUUAGAUAUGGAACCAUGCGUGACAAUGUCAUCAAUCUCAAGGCUGUUUUAGCUGAUGGAGAAGUUGUUAAAACAGCAUCUCGUGCUCGAAAAAGUGCUGCUGGAUAUGAUCUUACACGGCUGAUGAUUGGAAGUGAAGGCACUUUGGGUGUGAUAACAGAAGUUACACUGCGUCUACAAAAAAUUCCAGAACAUUCAAUUGUGGCAAUGUGUAAUUUUCCUACAGUCAAAGAUGCAGCUGAUGUGGCAAUAGCAGCUAUGUUAUCUGGCAUACAAGUGUCAAGGGUGGAGCUGUUAGAUGAGGUUCAAGUGAAGGCUGUUAAUCUUGCUAAUGGAAAAGACUUGCCUGAAUUUCCAACUUUGAUGUUUGAAUUUAUCGGCACAGAGGCAUAUACACGUGAACAGACACUUAUAGUUCAAAAGAUUGUAUCUGAGCAUCGUGGGUCCGACUUUGUUUUUGCAGAAGACCCAGAAGCUAAAAAGGAACUUUGGAAGAUAAGGAAAGAAGCUCUGUAUGCCUGCUUUGCAAUGGCACCUGGUUUUGAAGCAAUGACAACAGAUGUAUGUGUUCCCUUGUCACAUCUUGCUGAAAUAAUUUCUAAAUCUAAAGAAGUUCUAGAUGCUUCAUCGCUGCUGUGCACAGUGAUUGCUCAUGCUGGAGAUGGUAACUUUCACACGGUGAUUUUAUUUGAUCCAGCAGAUGAUGAACAACGUAAGGAGGCUGAAAGAUUGAAUAAUUUUAUGGUUCAUGCUGCUUUAUCAAUGGAAGGUACAUGUACUGGAGAACAUGGCGUGGGUACUGGAAAAAUGAAGUAUCUUGAGAAAGAACUUGGAACAGAGAAUUUGAGGACGAUGAAAAAGAUAAAGGCUGCUUUGGAUCCUAAUGGCAUUAUGAAUCCAGGAAAGCUAAUUCCACCUCAUAUUUGCUUGUGAUAUGGACCCUUGUUUAUAGGUUAUUACAAGUAUUAUACUUUACAACAAAUGACAUGUAAUUUGUAACAAAGAAAACUCAAUUGGCCCUGGGGGUGUGUACUUUAUGAUCAGACACCACUUUUUUGUGUAGAGAUUAGAACAAUAAUAUUAAAAAUAAGAGAAAAACACAAAUUUAGCAUAAUCCUUUAAUCUUAUUCCAAGAAAUAACCAAAACAUUAAGAAAUGACUCAUAUC
This is a messenger RNA of Lactuca saligna, 2006 nucleotides long. Lineage: Eukaryota; Viridiplantae; Streptophyta; Magnoliopsida; Asterales; Asteraceae. The record is from the annotation of a GenBank genome assembly.